Molecule: messenger RNA, 587 nt
Organism: Punctularia strigosozonata HHB-11173 SS5
Lineage: Eukaryota; Fungi; Basidiomycota; Agaricomycetes; Corticiales; Punctulariaceae
Exons: 3
Coding region: 13-366 (117 amino acids)
Biological process (GO): cytoplasmic microtubule organization
Molecular function (GO): microtubule binding
Source: RefSeq, a predicted model, not a curated record
CCAUCAUCCACCAUGGUCUGUAAGAAAUGUGAGAAGAAACUUUCCAAGGUCGCGGCUCCCGAUCCCUUCCAGUCGACAUCUGCCUCCAUCAAGGACGGCUCGCGCAAGAUUGGUGAGAACAAGCUCAUAGCACGGCCAGGCGGAUCGUCUGGCAUAGGUCGUCCAGGAGGACCGUCUCGUCCUUCAGGAGGGUCUCUAUCCAAGAAUAGGUUUCAGCCGUACGAUAAGAAGUGCAAGGACUGCAAACAACCGACAACGCAGAAUGGGGCGAAGUAUUGUCAUGGAUGCGCAUAUAAGAAGGGCGUGUGCUCUAUAUGCGGCAAGCAGAUCCUAGACACAUCUGGCUAUGUCAUGUCUGCCAAGUAGACCGCAAGCCACAGUCAUCCUCGCUUGCUCCAUCCGGAUAGCAUGCUGUCACGCACGAACGAAGCAACCAUUGCUCGGUAUUCUCCCAAGCUAUAUGUACGGCGCCUACAUGUGCAACUAAUGGGUUAGCCGCGGGAGGUCGGUGGGACUGUGGUCGUGGUGGUGUAUAGCAUUGUAUUCAUGGAUCUUCUCGCUUGCCGCAAUCCAGUUAUUCGACUAGC